AUGCAAUUGCCCCGGUGGUGGGAGCUGGGAGACCCCUGUGCUUGGACGGGAGAGGGUCGGGGGACACGCAGGAUGAGCCCUGCGACCACUGGCACAUUCUUGCUCACAGCCUUUUUAUUAAGCUGUGCUGAUGGCAUAAAUGGAACAGUUAACUGGAAGACCAAACAGGCCAACAGUUUUAUAAUCAGCAGAAAAAUGGCUGCUGGGAAGAAAGAUGUGUAUACUAUUUUCUCGAAGGUGCACUCUGAUCGGAAUGUAUACCCAUCUGCAGGUGUUCUCUUUGUUCAUGUUUUGGAAAGAGAGUAUUUCAAGGGGGAAUUUCCACCUUACCCAAAACCUGGCGAGAUUAGUAAUGAUCCCAUAACUUUUAACACAAAUUUAAUGGGUUACCCAGACAGACCUGGAUGGCUUCGAUAUAUCCAAAGAACACCAUAUAGUGAUGGAGUCCUAUAUGGGUCUCCAACAGCUGAAAAUGUGGGGAAACCAACUAUCAUUGAGAUAACUGCGUACAAUAAGCGCACCUUUGAGACAGCAAGGCAUAAUUUGAUAAUUAAUAUAAUGUCAGCAGAAGACUUCCCAUUGCCAUAUCAAGCAGAAUUCUUCAUUAAAAAUAUGAACGUAGAAGAAAUGUUGGCCAGUGAAGUUCUUGGAGACUUUCUUGGGGCGGUGAAGAAUGUGUGGCAACCUGAGCGCCUGAACGCCAUAAACAUCACGUCGGCCCUAGACAGGGGUGGCAGAGUUCCGCUUCCUAUUAAUGACAUGAAGGAGGGUGUUUAUGUCAUGGUUGGUGCCGAUGUCCCGUUUUCUUCUUGUUUACGAGAAGUUGAAAAUCCACAGAAUCAAUUGAGAUGCAGUCAAGAAAUGGAGCCUGUAAUAACAUGUGAUAAAAAAUUUCGUACUCAGUUUUACAUUGACUGGUGCAAAAUUUCAUUGGUUGAUAAAACAAAGCAAGUGUCCACCUUUCAGGAGGUGAUUCGUGGAGAGGGGAUUUUACCUGAUGGUGGAGAGUACAAACCCCCUUCUGAUUCUUUGAAAAGCAGAGACUAUUACACGGAUUUCCUAAUUACACUGGCUGUGCCCUCGGCAGUAGCACUGGUCCUUUUCCUAAUACUUGCUUAUAUCAUGUGCUGCCGACGGGAAGGAGUGGAAAAGAGAAACAUGCAAACACCAGACAUCCAACUGGUCCAUCACAGUGCUAUUCAGAAAUCUACCAAAGAGCUUCGAGACAUGUCCAAGAAUAGAGAGAUAGCAUGGCCCCUGUCAACGCUGCCUGUGUUUCACCCUGUAACUGGGGAAAUCAUACCUCCUCUACACACAGACAAUUAUGAUAAUACUAACAUGCCGCUGAUGCAAACACAGCUGAACUUGCCACAUCAGACUCAGAUUCCCCAACAGCAGACGACAGGUAAAUGGUAUCCCUGAAGAAAGAAAACUGACUGAAGCCAUGAAUUUAUAAUCAGACAACAUAGCAGUUAUAUCUUAUUUUUUUUCUCUUCCAAUAAUGCAUGAGCUUUUCUGGCAUAUGGUGUGCAUGUUGACAGUAUUA
Messenger RNA from Cynocephalus volans (Philippine flying lemur), 1546 nucleotides. RefSeq names its product sarcoglycan epsilon (gene SGCE). Bases 1 to 1422 code for a protein of 473 amino acids. Gene Ontology annotation, cellular component: sarcoglycan complex; membrane. The transcript has 12 exons. Lineage: Eukaryota; Metazoa; Chordata; Mammalia; Dermoptera; Cynocephalidae. The record is from RefSeq and is a predicted model, not a curated record.